Oryza sativa Japonica Group (Japanese rice) is the source of this 1318-nucleotide messenger RNA. Lineage: Eukaryota; Viridiplantae; Streptophyta; Magnoliopsida; Poales; Poaceae. The record is from RefSeq and is a predicted model, not a curated record.
AUGCCUCUCUUCUCCCAAGUCUCCAUUGCUCAAGAGCUCCGCCCCCGCCGCGCGCCUCCGCCUACUCCUCCUCUCCAGUGAUACAUACGUCCGCCAUGACUGCGAGGAGGAGGAGGGAGAUGUCCAAGUAGGAGAAGCCUUGGCCACCGGCAAGAUACAUUGUCCUUCUGCUCCGAUCCUCUGCUUCAAAAACCCUUCAACCCCCACCUGCUCGCUUCAAAACCCCCUUCCAAGAACAAGAAAAGCAUCUUCUAUGAAUCGCCAUGGCCCCAAAGAAAGAACAGCCAGUGAAGGAGCCCCCUGCAUCAGAUGAAUUCGAUCUCGUGCUGAAUGAUUUGCCUGAAAGCUACAAGAAGCUCAUGGAGGACGCCAUUCCAACAAGAUUAGAACAGAUAAUCAUACAGGAAGCUCCGUCCAAUAGCAAAGGCAAAAAGCUCUUCUCCAAGGUUGCUGAGAGACUCUACACGCCCAAAGGUGGGACUUUUCUGGUGAAGUUGAAGCCGACCAAGAGCAGUCCAGAUGAGGAAAUCGUAACACUCCUGUUCCGAUGGAAAGACCUCUACUUUGAGGCCUUUCAUGCUAAAGGAAAAUGGUAUAGGAUGAGCGACGCUGAAGAGAGUCUGCCUCCGCGUUCUCAACUGCACUACUCCAAGAAGGAGAAGGAAGGGGUAUUUAAUAUGAACAAUAUUAGCACAAGUUAUAAUGAUGUAGGUGGCCAUAACAUUGAAGUAGGCAGAAGGGCAUUCAAGAAUUGUCACCAAUCCCUACUCAUGGCAGAAGAGUUGGUCAGACAGAAGCGCCUGAAGGAAGAACUUGGGUCAGGCCCAUUGAGUCUGCCGGUCGUGACCAUCUCAGAAUCCAUCCGCUUCCCGCUCUUGCAGCGAUGGGUUUUAGGCACUUUCUCUGCACCUCCUACAGCUAAGUCUGAGAAGAAGGUUCCUAAGAAAUUUUCCUGUGAGUUCAACGAAUGGGGCAAGUACUCUCGUGCUUUGUUCACACAGGAGCUUCCAGUUGGCUGUGAACUAACUUUUGCUCAGAUUGCUGAAAAACUGCGGGUACUCAAGUACAGAGCGGCAUGGGUGCCUCAACCAGCACAGAAGCAUGUCAAGGACGUGUAACUGGAGUAGCUGGAGACCAGCUGAUCUUUUCGCGUGGAGAAACCCUACAUGCCAUUUUGGACAUUCUGUUUGUGUAGGAGUCCUGGAGUAGCUAAGUUGGUCUUAAUUAAUAUGUUUCAGUUAGCCAUAUGCUGGUAUCUCUGUUCUUUUGACAAGACAUGUACAUUGAUAUCAGUCAUUUUUGUAAGGAUCUUUCCCCC